Messenger RNA from Tricharina praecox, 1552 nucleotides. RefSeq names its product glycoprotease family-domain-containing protein. NCBI's taxonomy places the organism in Eukaryota, Fungi, Ascomycota, Pezizomycetes, Pezizales, Pyronemataceae. The transcript is spliced from 3 exons. Gene Ontology annotation, biological process: mitochondrial tRNA threonylcarbamoyladenosine modification. Gene Ontology annotation, cellular component: mitochondrion. The record is from RefSeq and is a predicted model, not a curated record. Bases 140 to 1441 code for a protein of 433 amino acids.
GCUGUUCAGAAGGAGAGGGUGUUUUGCGAGAAGUGGUGGUAGUGGUAGUCGUUGGAAAUAGGGGGCAAUAGAUCUUGAGCUCGGCUCCGAUGCAAACAUUUUCUGCAGGUCGAAUUCCUAGUUUAACGCGCCCCUCCCAAUGCUUCUCCGACUUCCCCUCCGCGGGACACAAUGCCUUUCCCGGCGGCGUUUCACGACACUUGCGAUCGAAUCCUCCUGCGAUGACACCUCCGUGGCAAUCCUACACACACCCCACCAUUCGUCGACACAGGCCAGUCUCUGCUUCCAUGAGACGAUCACGUCAGCCAACCGGGCCACCGGCGGAAUCCAUCCGAUUCUCUCUCUGACCUCGCACCGGCGGCACCUCGCCGCGCUCGUCCAACGCGCCGUAUCCGCGCUCCCGGCCGGCGUCGACAAACCGGACCUGAUCGCCGUCACGCGCGGCCCCGGAAUGGUUUCCUCGCUGGCGGUAGGUUUGGACAUGGCGAAGGGACUCGCCGUGGCCUGGGGCCGGCCGCUGAUCGGCGUUAACCACAUGCUAGCGCACGCGCUUACGCCACGGUUGAUCGAGCGGCUGGGAGAGGGAAGCGGUGCGGAGUUUCCGUUCUUGACGCUGCUGGUGAGCGGCGGACAUACGAUGCUGUUGCACUCGCACGCGUUGACGGAACAUACCGUCAUCGCGGGGAGUAUAGAUAUCGCCGUCGGGGAUAUGGUGGAUAAAGUUGCCAGGCGCAUACUGCCGCCUGAUGUGCUGGAGAUGCAGGGUGAGGCCGUGGCUUAUGGCAAGGUGCUAGAGGAGUUUUGUUUUCCACGAGGAGAGGAGGAUUGGCGUUACUCCCCGCCGGGGACUACGGAGAGAAAGGCGGAGAAUAGAACGAAGCACGAAAGAUGGGGGGGUUGGAAGAUGGUUCCACCACUACAGUUGCACCCACGGCCGGAUGCGUUCUCGUUUUCGGGAUUAGGAAGCGCACUCGAGAGGUAUAUAGAUGCAAACCCAGCGAUUGAAGUGGAGGAGACGAAGGAGUUGGGGAGAGAGGCAAUGAUGAUGGCGUUCGAACAUGUUGCUGAUAGGGCCGUGGCAACGCUCAAGUCACCGCAGGCCGAGGGAAUAAAGAGUUUGGUCAUAAGUGGUGGGGUUGCGAGCAACCGCUUCUUGAGAUACUUAAUCAGGAGGUAUCUGGAUCAGGCUGGAUUCGAGCAUGUGCAGCUGGUGUGUCCGCCAGUGAAGUAUUGCACUGACAAUGCGGCCAUGAUUGCGUGGGCGGGAUUGGAGUUGUGGAAGGCUGGGUGGCACACUGAUUUGGGGGUGUUGCCGAUUCGGAGGUGGAGUCUGGAUAAUUCUGUUGAGUGUGAAGAUCCGGGCGAAAGGGGUCCCGAGCAGAAGGGCGGUGUUUUGGGUGUGUCCGGGUGGAUGAAGAGAGAUCUCACUGAUUUCCAGUAGUGGAGAGGUUUGCACAUAUACCUAGAAUAGAUAGAACCUGCAUCAUAUCUACAUACAAAGGGUUAGAAGAGGGCUAUGUAGUGCCGAAUGAAUACAGAAAAAUCAUAUGGG